This is a messenger RNA of Sclerotinia trifoliorum, 663 nucleotides long. The record is from the annotation of a GenBank genome assembly. NCBI's taxonomy places the organism in Eukaryota, Fungi, Ascomycota, Leotiomycetes, Helotiales, Sclerotiniaceae.
AUGGCUGAAUCCAAACCAGAUCUCGUGAUUUCCUUAAUCAUUGACGGGAAAGAAGAGAAUGGCACUAGUACAUUCGACGUCGUGAGUGCAACAACUGGUGAAGCCUGCUGGAAAGCAGCGUCCGCAAGCUCUGAAGAUGCAAUUCGAGCUGUCGAAAUUGCAAAGAAGGCUUUCCCUUCCUGGUCCAAGGUUAGACCAUCGGAGAAGCAGAAACUACUCUUCAAAGCAGCGGAUCUUUUGGAGAGUAGAAUAACAGAAUAUGGAAACAUCAUGCAAACAGAAAUGGGUGGAGUGGUAGGGCCGGUCCAAGGAUGGAUUCUUCCUACUGCUGUGUCAAUCCUGCGAGAUAUUGCAAGUCACAUUCCCUUAAUGACUGGUAGUGUUCCUACAGUUGCAGGUGAGGGACAAAGUGCUAUGAUCUGGAAAGAGCCAUAUGGAGUGAUAUUAGGAAUUGCACCUUUGUAAGUUUUUCCGUCUUCGAUAGCUAUUUUCACAGCUAAUCCGUCUUGAAGCAAUGCGCCAUUUGCAUUAGGCAUGCGCGCGGCAGCCACUGUAAUUGCGACUGGAAACACAACAGUGCUCAAAGGCUCUGAAUUAACACCAGAUGUUAUUGGGCACUGGGAAAAGUAUUCCACGAUGCUGGUCUACCAGCAGGUGUUCUGA